AACAUUUGGUUUCUUAGUAACCGAUGAACAAAAAAAAAGAUAAGAUCACUAAUAUUUAUUUAUUUUUGUCAGACCUAAAUGUUAACAAAGCAUGUUGCACGGAGUUGCCAUUAAACCAGGGAGAAUUUCGAAAAUGUUUAAAUGGAAUAUGCACAAGAUACGUGUGUACAAUGCUCUAUUACCACGAAAAUUAUUUGGCACAAACCAAUCGCUCGUAGAGUGCAAGGAAUUCCAGAAAUUUAAAUUGAAGCAGGCAAAGAUGCAGUGUGAUGAUGGACUUCCAGUCUAUUUAAAAGGUGGCAUACGCGAUAAAAUUGUGUUUUACAUUCUAUCAAGUGUGGUCUUUGUUAACACAAUACUAUCAGUAUACACACUUAUUCAAUCAGAAUAUUGUGAUCAUAUGCCAAAGAAAUCAUAAAGAGUUCCCCUUUUAAACAGUUCAUGUCGGAACUUUUUCUCUAGAAGGUUCAGAUAUUUUAUUUGAUAUAAUCGAAUUUGUAAAUUAGAAUAUCUAAUUUCAUUUUAUGUAAAACAUCAAUACAUCUGAUAUAUUACACACGCAUUCAAACAUACACACGCGACUACAUGUUUUACAUACA
Molecule: messenger RNA, 599 nt
Organism: Trachymyrmex cornetzi
Lineage: Eukaryota; Metazoa; Arthropoda; Insecta; Hymenoptera; Formicidae
Product: cytochrome c oxidase subunit 7A1, mitochondrial
Exons: 3
Coding region: 92-418 (108 amino acids)
Biological process (GO): mitochondrial electron transport, cytochrome c to oxygen
Cellular component (GO): respiratory chain complex IV
Source: RefSeq, a predicted model, not a curated record